GAUAACGUAAAGGCAACCGCAUUUCAGAAUUACACUUCGGAUAAGACAUACCCGCUGUGUGUGCUGCGUGCAAUAUAGAGUGAGAGAGAAAGCUCGAGAGAGUGAGAGAGAGAGCGAUUGACAGAACGAGAAACACAUCGUCGCCAUCACCCAGCCUUCGCUGCAGCGAAAAGAACCUAUACAAAUAAUAUGGCAUCUCUUCAGCAUCUCUCUUCCUCCAUUAUCACUCCCCCGCCAUCACAACUUCGCUCUCGUUUCCAUUCCCGCCGCCGCCGUGCUCUCCUUCCGUCAGCCUCCGCCAAUCGUGAGUCUCCUUGUCCCCAACAAAUAAACAUUGCCAUUAGCCGCCGGCAAUUGAUAGGUGGCUUCCAUGCUGCCGCCGCAGUUUCACUUUCGCCGCUCGGCAGCAAGGCUUUGGCUGCGGAUGAGCCGCUCUCUGAGUGGGAAAGAGGUUACCUCCCCAUUGACCCAGGCGUGGUCCUUCUUGACAUUGCUUUUGUUCCGGACGACCCCUCUCACGGUUUUCUAUUAGGGACUAGACAAACUAUUCUGGAGACAAAAGAUGGAGGAAACACUUGGGCUCCACGCUCCAUACCCUCUGCUGAAGAUGAGGAUUUUAACUAUAGAUUCAACUCCAUCAGCUUUAAAGGAAAGGAAGGUUGGAUUAUAGGCAAACCAGCUAUUCUGCUGUAUACUGCGGAUGCAGGAGAUACCUGGCAACGGAUACCUUUAAGUGCUCAACUUCCUGGUGAUAUGGUAUAUAUACAAGCCACUGGAGCCAAGGGUGCAGAAAUGGUAACCGAUCAAGGUGCAAUAUAUAUAACAUCUAAUGGUGGAUACAACUGGAAGGCUGCUGUCCAAGAGACUGUUUCAGCAACUUUAAACAGAACAGUUUCCAGUGGCAUCAGUGGUGCCAGCUACUAUACAGGCACUUUUAGCACUGUGAAUCGGUCACCUGAAGGAAACUAUGUUGCUGUUUCUAGUCGUGGUAACUUCUAUUUGACGUGGGAACCAGGUCAGCCAUUCUGGCAGCCACAUAACAGGGCUGUCGCAAGAAGAAUCCAGAACAUGGGCUGGAGAGCUGAUGGUGGUCUUUGGCUUCUAGUGCGUGGUGGGGGACUUUACCUCAGUAAGGGCACUGGGAUAACUGAGGAAUUUGAGGAAAUUCCGGUACAAAGUCGUGGAUUUGGGAUUCUUGAUGUUGGGUACCGGUCACAGGAUGAGGCAUGGGCUGCUGGUGGCAGUGGUAUCCUUUUGAAAACCACAAACAGUGGGAAGACCUGGAUCCGCGACAAAGCAGCUGACAACAUUGCUGCCAAUCUGUAUUCUGUAAAGUUUGUAAAUGACAAACAAGGAUUUGUGCUAGGGAAUGAUGGUGUGUUGCUAAAGUAUCUCGGAUGAAUCAGCACUUUGAUGAUGGUCUUGAAAAUGACACCAUGAUUUUUGCACCUCAUUCGAUGUACAUUACAUAUGGUAAAUCGUCAGAGUCUUGUUUGUUGUAGGUAAUUUUGCCAGAUGCUGUGACAUAUACAGGUCAGAGUCUUGUUUGUUGUAGGUAAUUUUGCCAGAUGCUGUGACAUAUACAGGUUCCGAACCCAUACUUCCAGUUCGCUUCUCGUAAUGAUGGAUCUGUGUUAUGUAUGUAUAAUAUUAUCUGUUACUCUCUGUUGCAUUAUAAAUGUCCGGCAAGAUUCAGUGUGCCAACUUCUAUUAUCGGCUGCUAAACGAUUUUAAGUGGAUAAUGGCAUCAAAUUUGUUAGAGAUCAACAGUUUUCAGCAUUUUUGUAACACCAUAAAAUGUCACAUGGUAUAUUCAAGUUUAAAAGUAAUAAAUCUGUGUUUUACUGGCAA
Molecule: messenger RNA, 1851 nt
Organism: Sesamum indicum (sesame)
Lineage: Eukaryota; Viridiplantae; Streptophyta; Magnoliopsida; Lamiales; Pedaliaceae
Gene: HCF136
Product: photosystem II stability/assembly factor, chloroplast (HCF136)
Molecular function (GO): protein binding
Source: RefSeq, a predicted model, not a curated record